Spodoptera exigua (beet armyworm) is the source of this 3825-nucleotide messenger RNA. NCBI's taxonomy places the organism in Eukaryota, Metazoa, Arthropoda, Insecta, Lepidoptera, Noctuidae. The record is from the annotation of a GenBank genome assembly.
UUUAAGUGAUGUGCAUCGAAUGUGUAUCUGACUGAAAAUUUAUAUUACUGUUUACAAAUAAUUACGUUUAACCAAAAGGAUUUAUCUACUCUGACAACACAAACUGCUGCAAGUUUGCGCAUGCGCCGAAUGGCGAAUCAGUGACUAUUCUUUGAGUUAAAUAUUUUAUAAAUAAGAAAUUUUAUCGUUAGUUGGUAAUAUAUUUAUGUUAACGUGUAAUUUAUAAAUUAGUUUAGAUUGAAACUUUUGGUAAUACAACUCUCAUAUCUAAAUUUAUGAAGUGUUAAAAGUGUAACAUUGGUGGCCAUUACAAAACUUAAACUUUUUUAUCAGAACAAAUGUCCAUUUGAUGUUUCGGCGACGUCGUGACUAAUCUCACGGAAACUUACCUAAAAAUCGCGAAUUGUGCUUUAUUUUACUUUGAUCGAGAUUCCCUCCAGUGCCUUUCAGUCCGUUGUUGGGAAUCCUUGUUGUAAAUUAUUUCAAAACGUUUUGUGCCGACCGACAAUUAUUGGGGUUGACUUCUCACAAGGAACUGUCAAUUGUUACAUUUUUUCGAUACAUUCAUUUCUUUUAGCAAUAAAUAUUAAUUAGCCCCACACGUAUAACGUUAUUUUGUACAAGAUUCGCAGGCUUCGUGGUGAUUUGGUAAUUUGAAUAAGUUGGACACCCACAUCGCUUGUUGUUACUCUUCAAUGAACAUAACAUUGGCACGGCGACCUCUAUUCACUCUCGCUCCCCUUCCGAGUAAAAUCGCAUAAAAUAAUCAAUUAUCACUGGUAAAGAAAGGACAGUUAUCAUUUUAAGAUUUCUGAAACGAUUCGUCAGGUGUCGCCGAAGCAUUCCGUAUCACAUUCAAAUUGUGUUUGCAGUGUAACAAAAAUGAUUUUGAGAUAAAUUGUAUAACAGUGCAGUGGUAAUAGUAUCGCAGUGAAGAAAAAAAUAGCAAUAUAAUAUAUAAAAGAAGUGACAAAAGUGUUGUUGUGUUGGAUUGUGUUAUGGAGACGCGUCGCUGGCUGAUGUCGCGAAGGCUGUGGUGACAUGGGCUGCGCUGCGGCCCCGACAGACGCUGGACACAGGGAGUGAGCUGAGUGCUGGGCAUUGCGCCUGCACAACAAGUCUUGUAUUAUGAAUAAGCGUGAUAAUAGCAAGGACAAAGAACGACAGAGUGACGACAAAAGAACAUCCGCAACCGGUGCGGUGGGCGGGCGUGGAGUGGGCGGCAGCAGCGCAAUGCAUACGUCGAGGCAUUCCGUCACCUCGUCUUCGGGCGUUCUUAUGGUGGGGCCUAAUUUCCGCGUCGGCAAAAAGAUCGGCUGCGGAAACUUUGGCGAACUUAGGCUCGGCAAAAAUCUCUACAACAAUGAACAUGUAGCGAUAAAGAUGGAGCCUAUGAAAUCAAAGGCUCCACAAUUGCAUCUAGAAUACCGAUUUUACAAGUUAUUAGGCACGCAUGCGCCGUCGACUGCGGAGGGCAUACCGGAGGUGUAUUACUUCGGCCCUUGCGGUAAAUACAACGCACUGGUGAUGGAACUCUUGGGCCCGUCACUCGAGGAUCUCUUCGAUUUAUGCGGCCGUCGAUUCUCUCUAAAGACUGUAUUAAUGAUCGCUAUGCAGUUGUUACAUCGUAUCGAGUAUGUCCAUACAAGACAUCUCAUAUAUCGAGAUGUAAAACCGGAAAAUUUUUUAAUAGGUAGAACUGCAACAAAAAGGGAAAAAAUCAUUCACAUCAUUGAUUUUGGUUUGGCCAAAGAAUAUAUAGACUUAGAGACAAACAAACAUAUCCCAUAUCGGGAACACAAGUCACUCACAGGGACUGCGAGAUACAUGUCAAUAAAUACACAUUUAGGAAAAGAACAAUCAAGACGCGACGACCUAGAGGCUCUUGGGCAUAUGUUUAUGUAUUUUUUACGCGGUUCCUUACCCUGGCAGGGUUUAAAAGCUGAUACACUUAAAGAGCGAUACCAAAAAAUUGGUGACACCAAACGAGCGACGCCUAUAGAGGUGCUAUGCGAAGGCCAUCCCGAGGAGUUGGCGACGUACUUACGCUACGUGCGCCGGCUCGACUUCUUCGAGACGCCCGACUAUGACCAGCUGCGGCGGAUGUUCCGUGAUCUCUUCGAGCGCCGCGGCUACGUCGACGACGGCGAGUUCGACUGGACUGGCAAGACCAUGUCAACACCAGUGGGUUCGAUCCAGACGGGGCAUGAGAUAGUAGUCUCACCCAAUCGCGACAGUCAUCAGCCCUUUCAUAAGGCAGCGCUGGCGAAGACGAAGGAUUUCGGUACCGGUGGUACGGCGAACACGGGCGGUAACUGGCCACACAGCGGGAAGGCGACGCCACUUAACACUGGCCAUCUCACGCCCGCAGACAGACACGGAUCUGUGCAGCUAUUGAAGAAUAAGCAUUUUCGGUAUGUGAAAUUUCCCGGAUCGGUAUCCACGGUGGUGAGUUCAACGAACGGCGAGCUAGGCGCGGACGACCCGACCGCUGGCCAUAGCAACACGCCGAUAACGCAACCGCAUCACGAGGUCGACGUGGUAGACGACACCAAGUCAGUGUUCCAACUACAAUCUGUGUAUUCCAGAUGCUGUUGUUUCUUCAAACGCAAAAAGAAGAAGUGCGCGGCGCGGGCCGGCAAGUGACGCGAGUGCGCGUGACGCCCCCCUCCCCCUCCCCGGCCCUCCUGCCCCUCCCCCUCACACGCCCGCACCGCCCGCACCCGCCCAGUUGCUCCCUCUAUACGUACCUCCAUACACAUGUACUUACAUCUAUCUAUCAGUCUACUAUCGCUAGCUCGUUUAUUUCUCGACCGUUUUUUGAUGGUACGGAACUUAACAGUAAAAUUAACUUCCAAAUACGCUUACGUUGAAUGCCUAGAAUAUACCCAGCGUGUCGGCCGGUACUCUGGGCGUAUUCAUAUCGCGGUAAGUAACACGCUAGACUAAGAUAAGUUUCUUGAACUCUUUAACAAAAUCUUCUGUAGGCUACUACGGCCUGUGUGUUGAGAUUAAGACUCGUGUUAAUGUCGGCUCCUGCUAUAGUGCGAUGCAAGCAAGACGGUUAAAAUAAUCUAGAACAUUUUUGGUGAUCGACAUAUUUUUGUUAUGUAGUAUAAUUGUUAACCAGAGUUGUAAGGAAUCAAGAGAGAUAGUUGAUGCGUUGUUAUUAGUUGUAAAGUAAAUAUAUAUCUGCGUCGCCCUAUAGGUGGAGCCAGUGUACAUCGAGCAACUGGGUUAAAAGUUUAAAUGUAUGAAAAUUUAUUGCCGAUUUAUUUUAACAAUCGUAUGCUACCCGAUCCUCGAUUAUCAGAAUUUUAUUCAAUAUAAUUUUAGAUUUUGUAAUAUUGAGUAAUCCAUAAUGCUAACUCAUUAUACGAAGCUAUCAUAAGUUUUAGUUUCAUUUUGACCUUACGCGUAACAAAGGUGCAUUAAAAUGUAUUGAGUGGUUGGCAAAUCAUAUAUUUCAGAAUAUAGUAACUAUACAAGACGUUAUAGCCCUAUGUACCAGUUAUAUACCUUUAUUGCGUUAAUUGUUAAUAAAUAAUGGACACUUCCAUUUAGAUACUCGAUGCAUUGAAGUAAAACAUUACAAUUUUCUGUUGUCACUACUAUUAGUGUUGCGUAAGAAAUAGUAUUUGUCAACAGAGUUGAUCUAGACGCGGUCAUACCACAUUACUAGGACAUGGAUAGUCUGUGUUAGUUACUCUUAACUUAGAUAAAUCAUACAUACACUCAAGAAGUAGGGUGGACUUUGUGCUGCCCUGUCGCUGAAUUUGUCAUAUUCCGUUCUUCCUGUAGUUUCGAACUAAGACAGUCGAGAGC